This is a messenger RNA of Cladophialophora immunda, 345 nucleotides long. RefSeq lists its product as uncharacterized. Lineage: Eukaryota; Fungi; Ascomycota; Eurotiomycetes; Chaetothyriales; Herpotrichiellaceae. The record is from RefSeq and is a predicted model, not a curated record. The coding region runs from base 1 to 345 and encodes 114 amino acids. The transcript has a single exon.
AUGGGUUCCGCCGGUGCUACUAUUGGCAUUGUUAUGCUCGUCAUCAUUAUUCUGGCCGUGGUUGUGGGCAUCAUUGGAUGUCUCCGUCGGAAGCAAGAGGCCCCUCCUUCGAACAGCGUCAACCGUCGACAAUACAACGAACGCUGGCCAAGUGAGUCCUAUGGCACACGGCAGUCAGGUCGGACAAAUCGGGUCAAUGGUAAGACGGCAAGAGAGAGAGGAGAGGUUGAUCCGUGGGAGCCCCGACGCGACGUGAGGAUGCACCCGAUCAAGCCCGCUCGAGUUCGCCGUGUCCACGGUGAAGCCUACUUCACCGAGCGCUUCAAUCACGAUAACUGGGUCUGA